AGCUUAAUUGGCCGAACGCUGGCGCUUCAAAGCAAAAGAACCACGACAUGUAGCGGGACCCAGUGAGCGGCGCCUCGGGCGGCAGAAGUCGCGAGGCCGCGGCGGGAGGAGGGCCAGUGUCCCCAGCUCCAACUGGGACAGCUGGGGUAGCCGGAGGUCUCACAGCCCCGCACGGCCAUCAAUCUUCUCUGUGCCCUUGCCUGCAUCUAAAGGAGGCAAGUCGUUCUCGAGCAUGAGGACCGGAAAUCUCGCGAGAUCUGGAAGCCCGACGUUUAUGAAAGACGUCUUUGAUUGGCUCCCGUAUCACUGGCCAGAAAAGCUGAAGAAAAAGUACGAGAAGAAGUUUCGUGAGAAUGGUUUCAAAAACACAACCUUCAUUUCCGGUAUGACGGACAAGGAUCUCCAGGCUAUCGGCAUAAACAAUGACGUCCACAGGGAUAUUCUUAUGAAGAAAAUCAAGAAGCUCACGGAAUUCGAACUACCGGGUGACGUACCAGACAAUUGUAGAGAGUGGCUCUACUCCAUAGAACUUGACCAGUACAUCAAGAAUUUUGAAAACUAUGGCAUCUACUCCAAGAACGACAUGGCUAGCCUGCGCAGUAUGGACAUCACUAAGCUCCUGAAGGAUCUGAAGAUAACGAAAAUGGCACACAUCAACCGAAUCAGCAAUGCUAUAGCGAGAAUGAGAAGCCCAGAUGAAUCUGACAGAAGAAUCAUCAAGGUGAAGGCAAUCAUCAAUAAAGAAGUGAAGACGCGCGUGAUGCAGCAAGAUGACGGCAGGACCCGUGAGUUUACGUUCUGGGACACGCUCCGGAGGGAAUGUCUGGAUCCGGACAUCGCGCUAUUCAGCUCGGACGGAGACUUAAGAGGAAAGCUUGUUGAGCUGCGGAACAUGUGGUUGGGAGUUCUCCUCAUUAUCAACGUGCUGUGGAUCACCAUCGUGGUGUCUCUCACCUACAUCCCUGAACUCCGGCUGUGGGACGCCAACCCUCUUAGUCUGCUGUCUCUGUUGGUGUUCGGUCUGCUACAGUUUAUCCAGUUCCUGGCUAUGCUGUACCAUAGACUGAGAACUAUGCUGCACUACAUCGCCAGACUGCCCUACCCAUUCAAAGUGAACGCCAUUAAAUGUACAGGGAGCAGCAAAGCAGAAAUAAAAAUUGAACACAAAGGUAACUAG
Molecule: messenger RNA, 1177 nt
Organism: Branchiostoma floridae (Florida lancelet)
Lineage: Eukaryota; Metazoa; Chordata; Leptocardii; Amphioxiformes; Branchiostomatidae
Exons: 10
Coding region: 233-1177 (314 amino acids)
Cellular component (GO): cell periphery; cell septum
Molecular function (GO): protein binding; chitin synthase activity
Source: RefSeq, a predicted model, not a curated record